Notothenia coriiceps (black rockcod) is the source of this 476-nucleotide messenger RNA. Its product is annotated as serine/threonine-protein kinase TAO3-like. The coding region runs from base 84 to 476 and encodes 130 amino acids. The transcript is spliced from 5 exons. Gene Ontology annotation, cellular component: cytoplasm. Gene Ontology annotation, molecular function: ATP binding; protein serine/threonine kinase activity. Gene Ontology annotation, biological process: protein phosphorylation. NCBI's taxonomy places the organism in Eukaryota, Metazoa, Chordata, Actinopteri, Perciformes, Nototheniidae. The record is from RefSeq and is a predicted model, not a curated record.
UCUUGAGUGUUUCUGAUGAUAGUGUUUUUGUCCCCCUACAGGCCCGAGAUGUGCGCAACAGUGAGGUGGUGGCCAUUAAGAAAAUGUCGUACAGCGGCAAGCAGACAAACGAGAAAUGGCAGGACAUCAUUAAAGAGGUGAAGUUCCUGCAGAAACUUCGCCACCCGAACACCAUCGAGUACCGGGGCUGUUACCUGAAGGAGCACACAGCAUGGCUGGUGAUGGAGUACUGCCUCGGCUCGGCCUCAGACCUCCUCGAAGUUCACAAAAAGCCGCUCCAGGAAAUGGAAAUAGCUGCUAUUACCCAUGGUGCACUGCAGGGAUUAGCAUAUCUUCACUCGCACAACAUGAUUCACAGGGAUGUGAAAGCGGGGAACAUCCUGCUGACAGAGCCCGGACAGGUCAAACUGGGGGACUUUGGUUCUGCUUCCAUCGUGGCGCCUGCCAACUCCUUCGUAGGGACUCCCUACUGGUGA